AUGGGGGACACAGACACAACUGCACUUCAACUUGGAUCUGGCGCAGGUGAGAUCGUCACCACAAUCGCGACACCCACUUAUCCGGCAGGUGAGGAAACAGACGGUCGCAGUAACAUAAACGGACCCGACGAAGGUGCCGACGUCACUGCCACUUAUCCGGCAGGUGAGAACACAGGCCGUCACGGGGUCGUAAAGAAGAUUGCCAGCCUAGGACGAGAACUAAGGUCCAUGCGAACACGUGCGAUGAGGGCUAGCGCCCGAACGCCGGCCCCCGACGAGAGGUAAACCCGUUGAAAGGAGACCAUCACCACCUAUAAAUACUGUGAGGCGUGGUACAUCACUCACCUCCGACGAUGAAAGCUUGUUUGCUUUUGAAACCUCAGGGCAAUACAACUAUGGUUCCCGAGAUCGUCUCUUCUCCUUCUCAUUUAUGUCCGGGGACGCGCAUCUUCGCUUCUAUCAGUUAUAGUUGUGUGCACCAUCAGUCUUAAACGACGUCGAUAUUCUACUCAAGCCUCUUAAAGCGUGGAGUUAGAACCUUCCCAGUGGGCAAACAACAGUAAUCAACCGAAUACUGGCUCCUAUUCCAAUUAUAUAAAGCAGUCAGUAGCAAGAAUGCUAAGGAUGACUGAUUCGUGGAGCUUCCUGAAAGACAGCCCUCGAAAACGGAAGAAAGAGAAGGAGAGGGAGGCAUGAGAAUUCGCACCAGGGUUCAAAAAUGGCGAAAAAAACAAUCGCUGGAUGCAAUGAGAUGCCUUUUGAAUAGCCCCUGGACUUCUCAGUGCCCUCGAUUCCAAUUCACGCCUCAAAAUGCUUGCUACGGUGCAAAAGUGCCUCCGGUAGAUGCAGGCUGAGUGCAACAAAGUCUGAUUACGUCAACGCAACUUGCACACGUCGGAGAGCGCAGACUCCAAUGUACAUGUAGGUGGCCUGCAUUGCGCGCUAAAGGCAAAGAAAAGGCAACCUGCGUGUCGCCUGUCAUGGAGUGACUCAACAAAACCUUCGAUUGUUCCCCUCAGUUCAAAAAAACCUUAAUAAGCGAUUAACAGAGCAUGUUGUUUGUAAACUGACGGUGCACAACGAUGACAGAUAACAUGCUGUUGCCACCAUAGUUCAGGAUUAACAGCUUACCCCCCCCUUUUGUUGCGCUCAUAAUAGACUUUAAAAACGCUUACCUGUGGCAGCUGCUUUCAUGCUCUUAAGGGGUCAUCGAUGCAACCUUGCAAAAUGGAGCAUUAUUGAAGCACCUGAACCUUGUCACCCAGACUGUCACAAGCGUGCUUGCUUUGACUGAGGUCGGGAGGAUCGACACAAGCGCGAAGAAUUGGGGAAUUCUGGAUUUAGCGUUAAAUUCUUCUGUCGAGUACGCUUUAUCAGGUGUUCCAGUGUUAUAUUGUGGAAUAUGCGGUGACAUGGUCCUAAUCAGUAACAAAAUCGUGCUGCCCUGACCGACAGUACCGUCCUGCAGGAACCCUUUUCGUUAGUCUGCCAGUUCGACCGUCUUGACUGACGGCGUCCGCCACGCCUGCCCACAGCAGGUGCGGUGACUUGUAGGCGAAUGCGAUUAUAGUAGUUGUGGACUUGCACAGCAUCCACCGCACUCUCUCCUCCCCCCACCUGAGCCCAUUGUCACGACAGUCAAGAAGACGAGAGAGGGCGCAGGUGGCUGACACGACCGGACCCGCACCUAGGCGUACCACCACGCCCCUUCGCUAGCCUAUACUGCUAUUCACACGCAUGCUGGUCAUUCAUUCGCACGACUAAAUAGGCGGGUUAUCUGCACCGAAGUUGCCUGGUCGGCAACCCCAAUGUGUCUUGAAUGUAAGGAUAUUCUACCAUUGCAUAAAAUGAUUUGACAGACGUUUUUGUUAGCCCCGAACUUCUAACAGCAAGACUGGUUUAACCAGUACACAAUGAAAAGUAUGGGAACCCGAGCUCCAGCAAUUUCUUACUUGCGCAAGUAUCUCCGAUACCUUCUCAAUAGCACUGAACUGAUCGUCUCAGAGGAUGUUGGGCUACAUGCGAAGAAGUGUUGUUGUGAUCGUCGCUGAACGUUGGGCAACCAGCAGGGCGUUUACUCGUAAUACGUCUCUUAACUACUGUUGGCCUCAGGUACUCGUCACCACACAUUGGCGGUAUUUGCUUGUCGGCUGCCCAGACUACCGUCUGGAUAUGCGCUCAGCCUGUCCUACGAUCUGCAAGUCCAAUCAACUUACCAGGAGUCGCCACUACAUCCACAGAUUUACUGACUAACGUGACCCUGACGGUGGCCUGAACUACGCAAAACACACAUCUACCUUUGUUUCCACAUGCAGACAGCAUCUGUAUCCCUUUGGCUAGAAUAAGAACUGUUCCUGCGAUAGUUUCCUUCUGACUUUGAAACGUGAUAUUGGGAUGAUUAGAUCCUCGCAGGCAACGGGAUCCAUAAUUGACUCCCAAGGAGCGUUCAUACUGGCGCAUACUGGCGUCGCAUCCACCUCUUUCUAUUCCGAGGACAGACAAAAUCAAAACGACAAGAAUUGAGCCUGGUGAGGAUAAAUGGCCUAUUUGCGCGUGCCACAGAUGGCAUUGCGCCGGACUUCAUUUCAAAUGCGUCCCAGAUUUCGCACAUUUGAGUAUCUUAAGGGUAUCAUUAAGAACUAGUCAUUGCGGCCUGAUCCCCAGUGCUGAGGAGGAUCGACUUGUCCCAUUAGUUGACAACCUUCCAAAUCACAGGUGUUAACUCUCCGUGAUAAUCUCAAUGCAAACUCGAUUGUUUAUAGGUGGAACUAAGUGCUGGGUCCAAGCUAGAUCGAAUUUACUCUCUCUCUCUCCUCUUCCCCGUGUACCAGUAGCCUGUCUGAGUGAAGCCGACUAGGAAGGAGAAUGGGGUGCCUUGGUUGACCUGACGUUUGCCUUCUGUCUGAGUAGGAGCAGUUGAGGCUUCACGCUAAUUAGGCGUAGAUCGGCAAAGGCAUGUCACGGACACAAUGGCAAGGGAGGCAAGAAAGACGCGAUACCAUAAAAUUUAGCUUCUUAUUCCAACGAAGUAACCAAUUUUUGAACGUUCAUGUUCAUUUUUCAAAGUCCAGUCAAGGUACGGCGCGUUACGAGAUUACAACGGACCAGUCAUGGGUAGGUUCAGUGAUCAAUGACCUUUCUCAAAUUCGACUAUGAAUACGCCCGUAAAAGUGACGAAGAGCUAGUCAAUGCAUAUAUUUCUUGUUAUAGUCUACGGUGGAGAGGAGCUGUGAGUAACGGCGUGUGUGUGCGUGUGUAUUUGUGGGGUGUAGGGGUGUCCAGUUGUGGAUUCACCUGACGGUCCUCACUUGUUUGCAGGUGCAGACUACGUCUGGUGUCCAUUGACUGGUACAUAACUCUCACAUGCGGUUUCGGGAAACCAGGCUAUGCCUAGCGCCCACACCCCGGUAACCGCCUCGACUGACGGGCUAAACCAGGUGAGGAUAUCCGGGUACCCGUGUGUGCAUCACCGCACACGGUAACUCGACUGCGCUCCCACCACCGCCGGCCGGAUGGAUCACCGCCUCGGCAUCUCCGAGAUGAGGCUUCGUCGGCAACCCUGCAGGAGGACACAAGCACUCAGCAAGCUACUGACCCUCUUACCUCCCCUUCGCACCUAUUCUCCGACCUUCUCGUCUGCCAUUUCACUCUCUCUACUUAACUUUACUCUCAUACCACACGGCCGAAAGUCCCACGGAUCACUACAUCGCCACCUCCAAAAUGAAGCUUCGUUUACAACCUUCCAAGAAGUCACAAGGUAAGCAACCUCCCAGGUAAGCUAAGUAUUGCCUUGUUGUCUAUGCUUUUUGUUUGUUUUUGUCUGUUUGUCCUUGUUGUAGGCUAAAUACCGAUCUUUUGAAUUCGUUUGAUCACCAUUUAUAUUUCAGCAGUCGGUCAACUUAGAGUGGGACAUGGAACUCUGCUUCCCGUCUCUCUACCCUUCCCCCAUCAUCUCUCCUCCCCCCACUCAAAAAGUCCUACGGCGAGAGCGACAGCGAUCACGUAGGCAGCCCAGGCUAACUCACGUCGUUCUCCCACGAAACAAAGUCUUGGCCCAUAGUAGAGUCCGAAAGCCGUUUGGGAUGUCUGAACAACUCUAUUUAGUGAGCAUUGCUCACCCCCACAAGGGGGAGGGGGAUGGGAAAGGUGCCCUAAACAAAUGCUGGAGAACCAUACCGUCUGCCGGCUGGCCGUGGCUUGCAAAAGAAAAACACACAGUCGAAACAACUAAACACGAAGCAAUACUCUCUCUUCCCCCCCCUCCUCCUCCUCCUCCUCCCCCUCCUCCUCCUCCUCCUCGUCCUCACCGCCGCCCCACUUGCCAGACUGGUAAGGUGAGUCCGCUCAUUCUGGCAGCCUGGAAUGUUCGUUCCCUUUUAGACAAUCUGAGGAGCAACCGACCGGAACGGAGGACGGCGCUAGGGGCCCACGAACUCGCGCGCUACAAGGUGGACAUCGCCGCACUCAGCGAGACCCGGCUCUCCGAACAAGGACAACUGGAGGAGGUGGGUGCCGGCUGCCCCUUCUUCUGGAGCGGUCACCCAAGGCAGAGCGACAAGACGCGGGUGUCGCCUUUGCCAUCCGAAACGACAUCAUGAGACGACUGCCCUGUCUGCAGCAGGACAUAAACGAUCGCCUGAUUAGCCUCAGUCUGCCCCUCCGAGGAGGCGAAUUCGACACCAUCAUCAGCGUCUACGCCUUCCUCCCCCAGAUGACAUCCCUGACACUACAAGAGACAAAUUCUGCGAGGACCUGCACACCCUCCUGGCGACUGUGUCUAAGGCGGACAAGGUGAUUGUCCUUGGUGACUUCAACGCCCGCGUCGACACAGACCAUGCUGCCUGGAGAGGAGUGCUGGAUCCCUAUGGUCUCCGCGGCUCCAACGACAACGGCCUGCUGCUUCUCCGCACCUGUGCAGAACACCGCCUCAUCCUGACGAACACGUUCUUCUGUCUGCCGGAGCGAGAUAAGGCCACCUGGAGGCAUCCUCGGUCGCGUCAAUGGCACCUGCUGGACUAUGUCCUCGUCCGGAGGCGAGAUCAGCGGGACGUGCUGGUGACAAAGGCGAUCGCGGGUGCCGACAGGUGGACUGACCAUCGCCUCGUCAUCUCGAAGAUGCGUAUUCGCCUACAGCCUCGCAGGCGACCACAAGGUAAGCGACCCCCAGGUAAACUGAAUAUUGUCUUGUUGUCUUCGUUCGCUCACCAUCUUCAUUUCAGCAAUGAGCUAGCUCAACGGCUAGCCAACCUUCCAUUCGUUCUUGCCGACACUGACGAGGACACCUUCGUGGAGAACCGAUUGUGUCAACUGCGAGACACAGUCCAGUCGACAGCGCUGGCCGUCCUCGGUCGCGCACGUGGACAACACCAGGACCGGUUCGACGACAACGACGCCGUUAUCAGCAACCUGCUCGCCGAGGAGAACCAGAUUCACAAAGCCUUAGCCAAUCGCUCUACUGACGACAACAAAGCAGCCUUCUACCGUAGUCGUCGCUCUGAGAGAGAUGCAGGACGCAGGGGCUGCUCGCAAAGCUGA
Messenger RNA from Spirometra erinaceieuropaei, 5535 nucleotides. The record is from the annotation of a GenBank genome assembly. NCBI's taxonomy places the organism in Eukaryota, Metazoa, Platyhelminthes, Cestoda, Diphyllobothriidea, Diphyllobothriidae.